Messenger RNA from Manis pentadactyla (Chinese pangolin), 999 nucleotides. RefSeq names its product L-lactate dehydrogenase C chain. Lineage: Eukaryota; Metazoa; Chordata; Mammalia; Pholidota; Manidae. Bases 1 to 999 code for a protein of 332 amino acids. Gene Ontology annotation, molecular function: L-lactate dehydrogenase (NAD+) activity. The record is from RefSeq and is a predicted model, not a curated record. The transcript has 7 exons. Gene Ontology annotation, cellular component: cytoplasm. Gene Ontology annotation, biological process: carboxylic acid metabolic process.
AUGUCAACUAUCAAGGAGCAACUUAUUGAGAAUUUAAUUGAGGAAGAUCAAAUCUCUGAGCGUAAGAUCACCAUUGUUGGAACUGGUGCUGUAGGCAUGGCUUGUGCUAUUUCUAUCUUAUUGAAGGAUUUGGCUGAUGAGCUCGCCCUUGUUGAUGUGGCAGCGGACAAACUGAAGGGAGAAAUGAUGGAUCUUCAGCAUGGCAGUCUUUUCUUUAAUACGCCAAAGAUUACCUCUGGAAAAGAUUAUGCUAUAUCUGCAAACUCCAAACUAGUUAUUGUCACAGCUGGUGCACGGCAGCAGGAGGGAGAAACUCGGCUUGACUUGGUCCAACGUAAUGUGAAUAUUAUGAAAUCAAUCAUUCCUACCAUAGUCCAUCACAGCCCUGACUGUAAGAUACUCAUUGUUUCAAAUCCAGUGGAUAUUUUGACAUACGUGGUCUGGAAGCUAAGUGGUUUACCUGAAACUCGUGUAAUUGGAAGUGGUUGUAAUUUAGACUCUGCCCGUUUCCGUUACCUAAUUGGAGAGAAGUUGGGUGUCCAUCCCACAAGCUGCCACGGUUGGAUUAUUGGAGAACAUGGUGAUUCUAGUGUGGCUUUAUGGAGUGGGGUGAAUAUUGCUGGUGUUGCUCUGAAGACUCUAGACCCUAAAUUUGGAACUGAUUCAGACAAGGAUCAGUGGAAAAAUAUCCAUAAACAAGUUAUUCAAAGUGCCUAUGAGAUCAUCAAGCUGAAGGGGUAUACCUCCUGGGCCAUUGGGCUGUCUGUGACAGAUCUGGUUGGAACAAUUUUGAAAAAUCUUAGGAGAGUGCAUCCAGUUUCCACAAUGGUUAAGGGCUUAUAUGGAAUAAAAGAAGAAAUCUUUCUCAGUGUCCCUUGUGUCUUGGGGCAAAAUGGUGUCUCAGAUGUGGUGAAAGUUAACUUGAAUUCUGAGGAGGAGGCCCUUUUUAAGAAGAGUGCAAACACACUUUGGGAUAUCCAGAAAGACCUGAUAUUUUAA